UCCACUGUCAUACGCGCUUUGGCUGCUUCCGUUCGCAUCGAAAAGGAGAAAAAUAUGUUGUAAAAAAAAGAGUUUAUUUUUUCUCUCUGAUUCUUUUUUUUUUUGUUUGGAUCUCUCUCUCUGUAGAGAAGUCAGAGAUUUCGAUUCUUCCGCCAAGCUCUACUUGUCCCGAGAUCGAUUCACCGCCGGUGACCAUCGUAGUAGAGGAGCCCUAGCUGCUUCGGUAUCAUCGUCUCCGUUUCCUCAGCUGCAGUGAUUUUGGUUUUUUUUUUUGGGCUUUUCUGGUUUGUGCUCUUGCAUUCCGGUGGAUUUUUGGUAGCUGAGAAAAUUUCCGGUUCCGGGAUUUGAUUUUCCUGGAAAGUUCGUGCUGGUAGUUCUGGGUUUGGUUUGAUUAGUUGAACGUUGGGUAAGAGGAGGAGGAAAAAAAGAAGACGAUGAGGAAUUUUAUAGAUAUGAACCCAGGUUGAAGCAGAGCUCCUGCUGCAUUCGCUUACAUAGUUCUUGCUUAGCAAUCGAAAUCGAAAAGUCAUUCAUCUUUCUUCGUCUUUGCUGGAAAAUAAAUUGAAGCUGAUAGGUUUUCUUCGAGUGAGAUUUCUGGGUUUCUAGGGUUUUCUCCAUUAGGUUAAUGGCGGAGUCCGUGAGAGAGGAUAAGGGCAUUCAGAGUUUAAUGGCUGCAAGGAAGUCAUUGAAGCUGAACUUAGAGAAAUCGAAAACCCUAGGGGAAGCUCUUCAGAAGACUGCACCCAGGUUUGAUGAGAUUAUGCAGAGAUUGCCCUCCCUCGAAGCAGCAGUCCGGCCCAUCCGUGCUGAUAGAGACGCCCUUCUAGCCGUCGGUGGCCACAUUAACCGAGCUGUUGGCCCUGCCGCCGCUGUUCUUAAGGUGUUUGAUGCUGUCCAUGGUCUCGAGAAAUCUCUGUUAUCAGACCCGAAGAAUGAUCUCUCUGGCUACUUAAGGGUACUGAAGCGGCUAGAGGAAGCAUUGAAGUUUCUAGGGGACAACUCCGGGUUGGCUAUUCAAUGGUUGGAGGAUAUAGUCGAGUACUUGGAAGAUCACAAUGUUGUAGAUGAGAAGUACCUUUCUAAUCUGAAGAAAUCUCUGAAAAGCCUCCGGGGACUGCAGAACGAUGGGGGGAAAGCUCGGCUUGAUGGUGGGCUUCUAGAUGCAGCUUUAGACAAAUUGGAAAACGAGUUCCGAAGGCUUUUGUCAGAUCACAGUGUGCCCAUUCCUAUGGAAUCUCCAUCGUUGCUCGGUGAACAAGCCUGCAUUGCUCCAUCUCCAUUGCCCGUGACUGUUAUCCAUAAACUGCAAGCUAUCCUUGGAAGACUCAGAGCUAAUAACAGGCUAGACAACUGCAUUUCGAUAUACAUUGAAGUAAGGAGCGGAAAUGUUAGAGCUAGUUUGCAGGGGCUUGACUUAGAUUAUUUAGAGAUCUCGGCUUCUGAGUUCAGCGAUGUGCAGAGCAUAGAAGAGUAUAUAGCUCAGUGGGGAAAACAUUUGGAGUUUGCUGUCAAGCAUUUGUUCGAGGUGGAAUUCAAGCUCUGCAAUGAUGUUUUCGAGAGGAACGGUUCGGAUUUGUGGAUGAGUUGCUUUGCCAAGAUUGCAGCUCAGUCGGGUAUCAUCACAUUCCUUCAGUUCGGAAAAACCGUUACAGAGAGCAAGAAAGAUCCCAUCAAGCUUCUGAAGCUGUUAGAUAUCUUCUCUUCCUUGAAUAAACUUAGAGCAGAUUUCAAUCGCCUUUUUGGUGGAGCAGCAUGUAUAGAAAUCCAAAACCUUACAAGGGAUCUCAUCAAAAGAACAAUCGAUGGGGCGGCUGAAAUAUUCUGGGAGCUCCGAGUUCAGGUCGAGAUUCAGAAACAGAGCCCGCCUCCCAUUGACGGCGGUAUUCCUAGACUAAUCAGUUUCGUCACCGAUUACUGCAAUAAGCUUAUCGGGGAUAAGUACAAAUCCUCUCUGACACAGGUUUUGCUCAUACAUAAGAGUUGGAAAUCAGAGAGGUUCCAAGAGGCUGUCCUUACAGUCGAAGUUGUAAACAUCAUCAAAGCUGUGGAGCAAAAUCUGGAUGGAUGGAUGAAAGGAUACCUAGACCCGACGCUCUGCAAUCUAUUUGCCAUGAACAACCACUGGCAUUUAUACAAGAAUUUGAAGGGUACGAAAAUCGGGGAUCAAUUAGGAGAAUCGUGGUUAAAGGAACAUGAACAAUACAAGGAUUACUAUGCUACUGUCUUCCUUAGGGACACCUGGGGUAAGCUUCCGAACCACUUAAGCCGAGAAGGUCUUAUACUUUUUUCGGGUGGGCAUGCCACUGCACGUGAUCUCGUCAAGAAGAGACUCAAAGCCUUCAAUGAUGCGUUCGAUGAGAUGUACAAGAAGCAUUCCACUUGGGUCAUACCGGAAAGAGAUUUGAGAGACAGAACCUGUCAGCAGAUGGUUCAGGCCAUUAUUCCGGUUUACAGAAGCUAUAUGCAAAACUACGGUCCUCUCGUUGAGAAGGACGGGAGUUCAAGCAAGUACGCGAGAUACACAGUGCAAGCUCUCGAGAAGAUGCUCUGUUCUCUUUACAUGCCCAAACCCUUGCGGUACAGCAGCUUCAAUGGAACCCCACCGAGCGGGAAGCUCAAGAAUGAAGUAGAUCUCAGACGCACUACUUCCGCCGUUGUCUGAAGAGAGGCCAUCCUGUUCUUGCUUCGGAAGCUGAAUCUGAGAAAUGAACCGACAUAAUUCAGACGGCACCCGGAAUCUGUCCCCUGAAAACCGAGCCAGAACGAGGAAGCAGAAGAACCUCGGAUACGUACAUAGAUACCGUUCAAUCAGGUAUAGCUUUUCUCUUUUCCUUUGCUUUCUCUCCCCAUUUAGCCAUCGAUCAAAGCCUAUAUCCAUGCCAUGAGAUCAGCAGAAACUCGGUUCAUCAAAGUUGAAGAUUUCAUGUAGUGUUCGUUCAAUCAGGUUUAGAUUAUUCAUUUAAUUUAUCUGCCUAUCAGAAGAGCAAAAGCCAUAAAGCUAUGUUUCUUCUUCUGUUAGAAGAGAAAUGGCCUUGUUUGAUCUUUCUUGCUGCUGCUGUUGUCACUUCUAUGGAGUUUUGCUACUCUCCAUUGUGCUUAGAUCCUUAGUUUAAGACAAUAAAGGGAAUGCAGCCCAAAAUAAAUAAAAAAAAAACCCGGUUUUUAUCUGUUCUUCA
Molecule: messenger RNA, 3176 nt
Organism: Tarenaya hassleriana
Lineage: Eukaryota; Viridiplantae; Streptophyta; Magnoliopsida; Brassicales; Cleomaceae
Product: exocyst complex component EXO70A1-like
Exons: 1
Coding region: 626-2662 (678 amino acids)
Biological process (GO): exocytosis
Cellular component (GO): exocyst
Molecular function (GO): phosphatidylinositol-4,5-bisphosphate binding
Source: RefSeq, a predicted model, not a curated record